GCGCAAGGCCAUGGGCCAUGCCUUGGCGGCCCUCUUCCUCGACCUCCCGAACGGCGACAUCGAGGACAAGAUGGCGACGCGCGACGGGGGCAUCUCCGAAGCCGAGACGGCGCCUGCCACAGAAGAGCCUCUUCGAGAGGCAGGCUUGCCUGCCCGGGCAAUUCAGGCGGGCGCGCGGAGACACGCUCAGGACUCCCAUGAGUAA
Molecule: messenger RNA, 205 nt
Organism: Prorocentrum cordatum
Lineage: Eukaryota; Dinophyceae; Prorocentrales; Prorocentraceae
Source: the annotation of a GenBank genome assembly